CCUAGAGAAUCGGCCCGGCGGGCAGUUCUGAGCGAGCCUCUCCAAGGGUUUCCUCACCCUGCGCCCGCUCAGGGGACGCGUUGACCGAGAGGCUGCGGGGCACGCUGGGCUCGCCAUGUGCCCCGGGCCUUCGCCGAGGUUGCCCGCGGUGCUAUUGCUGCCACUCCUGCUGCUGCUCCAGGCCCAGGAGCCCUCCGAGGGCAAGGGCUGCAUAUGCAAAGGCAAAGGCCAGUGUUUCUGUGGAGGCAUCAAAGGCCAAAAGGGAGAACAAGGUUUGCCUGGACCUGGUGGUUUACCUGGCCAGAAAGGAUUUCCAGGUCCUGAAGGUCUGCCUGGACUCCAGGGGCCCAAGGGCUCUGCUGGACUUCCUGGACUCAAGGGUCCCAAAGGAACAAGGGGUAUAACUGGAUUGCCAGGAUUUUCUGGUCCUCCUGGACUUCCUGGCACCCCAGGUCAUCCUGGACCUUAUGGACUUCCUGGUUUGCCAGGGUGCAAUGGUUCCAAGGGUGAGCAAGGCUUUCCCGGAUUUCCAGGACUACCAGGCUACCCAGGGAUGCAGGGUGCUGUUGGUCUAAAAGGAGAAAAGGGUGAACCUGCUGAAAGCAAAGGUGUAGAAGGAGGUGGAAAGGGUGAUCCCGGAUUACCGGGAAUACCAGGAUCUCAGGGUUUGCCAGGCCUGCCAGGCUUUCCUGGACCUGUGGGCCCACCAGGUCCUCCGGGAUUGUUUGGCUUUCCAGGAGCCAUGGGACCUCCAGGACCUAAGGGUUACAUGGGUGAUAACGUGAUAGGACAGAAAGGAGAGAAGGGUGUUAAAGGAUUGAUGGGACCCCCAGGACCCCCAGGAACAGUUGUUGUGACACUGACUGGCACAGAUAACAGAACGGACCUGAAGGGGGAGAAGGGAGAUCGGGGUGCAGCAGGUGAACCAGGCCCUCCAGGACCCUCAGGUCCACGUGGAGAUUCUUAUGGGUCUGAAAAGGGUGAACGUGGGGAGUCCGGAGCACAGGGAAAACCUGGAAAAGAUGGCGCCCCUGGCUUCCCUGGAACCAAGGGAGCCAAAGGUGACCGGGGCUUUCCAGGGUUAGUCGGUAAAGAUGGCAUCAAGGGGUUGAAGGGAGACAUGGGCCCUCCGGGAUUUCCUGGUCCAACAGAAUAUUAUGAUACAUACCAUGCAAAAGGGGAUAAAGGAAUUCCAGGCCCACCAGGGCCCAAAGGAGCUCGUGGCCCACAAGGUCCCAGUGGUGCACCUGGAGCUCCAGGAAGUCCUGGGUUAUCUCUGCCUGGCCUCAGAGGAACUAUUGGGAUUCCAGGCAUGAAAGGAAGGAAAGGAGAGCAAGGACCCCCUGGAAGGGAUGCAGUGGGAUUGCCUGGGGCCCCAGGUUGUACUGGCUCACCAGGCCCUCCAGGGAGACCCGGACCUCCAGGACCUCCAGGUGAUGUUGUUUAUUGUAAAGGCCCUCUUGGAGAUCAGGGACAUCCAGGACAUAUAGGAGCCCAAGGAAUCCCAGGAGUUGAGGGACCCAAAGGGGAACCAGGCCUUCCAUGUAUACAAUGUCCUUGUGUCCAAGGGCCUCCGGGUCUCCCAGGAUUGCCGGGACUGGAUGGUGAAAAAGGACUCCCAGGAGGAGAAGGGGCAGCUGGGGGAAAAGGAAGCCAGGGGCCUCCAGGGAAUCCUGGUCUUCCUGGGUUUCCGGGGCUCCCGGGUGCUCAGGGUGAUGCUGGACAGAAAGGAGAGAAAGGUGAGAAGCCAAAACCAGAAGGAGAAGCUGGAGCUCCAGGUGAUUCUGGACUCAGAGGACCUCCUGGAAGAAAGGGCUUUGAUGGAAUCCCUGGAAUUCCAGGAGCAAAAGGAAUUCGAGGACUGAAAGGCGAGCCGGCACUGCAUGGUGUGAAGGGGGACCGGGGUCCUCCAGGGAAUCCUGGACUCCCUGGGUUUCCAGGACCUCCAGGACCAGCUGGACCAUCAGACUUUGGACCACAGGGAGAGACUGGUCCAAAGGGUGACCAAGGAGCUCCUGGAGCCCCUGGGCCACCUGGAGAAGCCGGUCCAAGGGGAGAAGAUGGCAUUUCAAUCCCAAUACCAGGCAUCCCAGGGCCUCCGGGACCUCCAGGCUGCCCUGGCCCCCCAGGUCCAUCUGGUGUUCCUGGAUCCCAAGGAAAAUGCAAUGAUCCGGGCCUUCCUGGACCAGAUGGUGAACCAGGAAUUCCAGGAAUCGGAUUUCCUGGGCCUCCUGGACCCAAGGGAGACCGUGGACUCCCAGGAUCAAGAGGACCCCCUGGUUGUCCUGGAGACAUGGGAAAACCAGGGUUUCCUGGGACGCCAGGAGCCACAGGAGCCAAGGGAGAACCCGGAUUGAGCAUGGUUGGAGAACCAGGAAAACCAGGGUUUCCAGGGCAAAGAGGUAGCCCUGGGGAAAAAGGAGACACUGGAUUCCCAGGACUUCCUGGUCACCCUGGAAAUGCAGGCACCAGAGGACUGGAUGGGCCACAAGGGGAUCCAGGGCAUCUUGGACCACCUGGAGAAAAAGGCCCUCCAGGAAAGUGCGAAGAAGGGCCACAGGGACCUCCAGGACAUCCAGGCUUAAAAGGAUUGAAAGGGCAGCAAGGCAGAAGAGGUGUGCCUGGGCCAAAGGGAGAUCCAGGCAUUCCAGGUUUGGAUAGAUCUGGAUUUCCUGGAGAACCUGGACCCCCAGGAAUACCAGGUCAACGAGGUGAGAUGGGGCCGCCUGGUCAGAAAGGAUGUCCAGGAACAUCAGGAGUUCUAGGACCACCAGGAGAAAAAGGAAUGAUUGGGAUGAUGGGCUAUCCUGGAAACAUAGGUCCUCCAGGACUUGCUGGGGACCCAGGCAUACCAGGAGAGAGAGGAAGCCUUGGAAUUCCAGGAACAAAGGGUAAAAGAGGACCCCCAGGAGACAGAGGGGAUGAAGGAGAGAAAGGCGCUGCUGGGCCAUCUCAGACAACCCACUUAGCAGGGGAAAAGGGGGAACCCGGUCUCAAAGGGAUGGCAGGAAUGCCAGGUGAGAAGGGAAACAGAGGCCUCCCAGGACUGCCAGGAUUCCAAGGCCUGCCUGGACCACCUGGUUCUCCAGGAUCACCAGGCCCCAGAGGAGAUCCAGGCAGCUUUGGGGAUCCUGGGGAACCAGGCCCACGUGGAGAUCCAGGAAGCAUGGGGUUCAUGGGAGUGCCAGGUCUUAAGGGAAAAAAGGGAGCUUUGGGCCCCCCUGGUUUAACUGGAAGACCAGGAAUCCCAGGUGUUCGUGGUCCCCAAGGGAAUAAGGGAGAGCCCGGUUAUUCAGAAGGUACAAGGCCAGGACCACCAGGACCACAGGGAGAUCCAGGAUUACCAGGUGAUAAGGGAAAGAAAGGAGAAAGAGGGCUACCUGGCGCACCUGGAUAUUGGGGGCCUGCUGGACCAGAUGGCAUCCCUGGAAGUCCUGGAAGUCCUGGUGAGCCAGGAAUGCCAGGUCCCAAAGGUGAUUUGGGUCAUAAAGGAAUCAAAGGUUAUGCAGGCUUUCCAGGAGUUAAAGGCCUUCCAGGUCCUCCAGGGUUCCCAGGUCAUCCUGGGCAAGUAGGUAUGAAAGGUGAACAAGGAUGUGAUGGAAUUCCUGGUCCAGCAGGGGAAAAGGGAGAAUCAGGUUUACUGGGAACACUUCCAGGCCCAAGAGGAAAACCUGGCCUUCCAGGAGCCAAAGGAAACAGGGGAGCCCCUGGAUUUCCAGGUCUCCCUGGCCGGAAAGGAGCAGUGGGAGAUGUUGGGCCACCAGGACCCACAGGCAUGGCAGGACCUCAAGGACCCCCAGGUUCACCUGGUGUGAUCAUCCCAGGCCUCAAAGGAAAUCAAGGUCCCCCAGGCCUAAGAGGAAAUCCAGGUGAGCCUGGUCCCCCUGGACUUCCAGGAAGCCCUGCCAAAGGAAUAAAAGGUGACAAAGGGUGUAUUGGCCAGCCUGGUCCAAGUGGUCCACCUGGAGCUGUAGGAGACAUGGGGCCACGUGGCUAUCCGGGUAUACCAGGUCCCCAGGGUCUUCCAGGGCACAGAGGUUAUCCUGGGUUCCAUGGAUUUCCAGGCAUGAAAGGCGAAAAGGGUGAUCCAGGAUUUUUGGGACCAAAAGGACCUCCAGGACGAAUUGGACCAAAAGGAAAACCUGGUGCACGUGGAGACUUUGGGACAGUGAAAAUCAUCUCCCUUCCAGGAAGCCCAGGGCCACCUGGUGCUAUAGGACCACCAGGAAUGCAAGGAGAACCAGGCCUACCAGGGCCGCCAGGAAACCCAGGACCUUGUGGGCCAAGAGGUAAACCAGGUCAGGAUGGAAGACCAGGAAGACCUGGCCCAGAUGGAGUUAAAGGCCACAAAGGUUGCAAAGGACAGCAAGGUCUGCCUGGAUUCAAUGGACCACCAGGCUUAAAGGGGAAGCCUGGAGAGCCUGGAGUACCCAGAACGGGACCCAUCAGGAGAGGUUUUCUUCUCACUCGUCACAGUCAGACCACAGCAAUCCCUUCCUGUCCCAUAGGCACAGAACCACUCUAUACUGGGUUUUCUCUUCUUUCCGUGCAAGGAAACGAGCGAGCUCAUGGACAAGACCUGGGGAGCCUUGGCAGUUGCCUGCAGCGAUUCACCCCAAUGCCUUUCUUAUUCUGCAACAUCAAUGAUGUGUGUAAUUUCGCAUCUCGAAAUGAUUAUUCAUACUGGCUUUCUACACCAGCACUGAUGCCAAAGGACAUGGCUCCAAUCACGGGCAGGGCCCUGGAACCUUAUAUUAGCAGAUGCAUCGUCUGUGAGGGCUCUACAGUGGCCAUUGCUGUCCACAGCCAGACAACUAAUGUCCCCCCAUGUCCACAGGGCUGGGUUUCUCUUUGGAAAGGAUUUUCUUUCAUCAUGUUCACAAGUGCAGGAUCUGAGGGUAGUGGACAAGCAUUGGCAUCCCCAGGAUCCUGCAUGGAAGAAUUCCGAGCCAGUCCAUUCAUAGAAUGCCAUGGAAGAGGGACAUGCAACUACUAUUCUAACUCCUACAGCUUCUGGUUGGCUUCGUUAAAUUCUAAAAGAAUGUUCAGAAAGCCUAUUCCAUCAACUGUGAAAGCUGGAGAACUAGAAAAUGUAAUCAGUCGCUGUCAGGUGUGCAUGAAGAGAAGAAACUGAAGAAAGAAUAGAAAAUAGAAUAAUUUUUAUACUAAAUCAUCACUAGAAGAGGAAGGACAAGCAUUUGUUUAGUCAUUUGUCUCUAAGCAAACCAUGAUGCCCUAUGGUUUCUAUUUAUUUUUCCCUCACAACAAAGAGAGGAAAAA
Messenger RNA from Suncus etruscus (white-toothed pygmy shrew), 5280 nucleotides. RefSeq names its product collagen type IV alpha 3 chain (gene COL4A3). Gene Ontology annotation, molecular function: extracellular matrix structural constituent. The record is from RefSeq and is a predicted model, not a curated record. Gene Ontology annotation, cellular component: collagen trimer; basement membrane. The coding region runs from base 116 to 5134 and encodes 1672 amino acids. The transcript is spliced from 52 exons. Lineage: Eukaryota; Metazoa; Chordata; Mammalia; Eulipotyphla; Soricidae.